AUAUUCUGGUUUGUAAUGCAUCCCCACAUAAGAGAGCCUAAAAAAUCCUGCACUUGACUUCAUUUGGGUCUCGACAGUUUUGAGUCCCAAAUUUAAACUGUAUCAUCUAAAUAGAAAACAAAUUUUGCUCCUUAUUCACUUGAAAAAUCUGGAUCUGUAUGCUUUCUGACUUAAUAGCACUGGAAAAAUACUGAUCUGGUUCUUGCUAGGCCUUGCCAGUUUUUAACCCUAAUUUCCCAAAUUCAACUGUCUAAGGAAUGGGGGUAAAGUAACAACUUUCAGAAUGCAGCAGCCCCUAUAAUGUAGCAGCACUGCAAAAACUUUUAUCUGGCACCUUUAUCCAGCUAACCCUUUUUAUUUGUAAAUCCCAAACUCAAAUGUUCAACAGACUAAAUAGAGAAGAGCAGCUUCUCAAGUUCCACUGCAAAACUCUAGACUUUGAUACAUUCCUGCUCAACUGGAUUGCAAAGACACGUACUCGGCACUGGAACCUGCUGGAUCCUGCCAUUUUUUUGGCCCCUCGUUCCCAAAUCAUACUGUCAAAAUAUACAACUCGUGUUGCUGCUUCUACUUGAUCCAAAAAUUCCAGGCUCUGACAUCUCAGUGAAAGAGCAAUCCGAAAACCCACAUGGGCCUCUUUUUUUUGGCCACAAACACCUACAAUCUGUUAAAUAAAGACCAAGGGUUAAAUCCCUAUUGAAGUAAAUAGCAAAACCCCAUUGACUUCAGUAAGGCCAGGAUUUUACCCCGAGUAUAGCUGCUCCUACUUCACUGUAUCAGAAUCUGGUCCCUGAUCCAUCAUUACACAAGAGCACUUGAAAAAUCUAGUUAAGGACUGUAAAUGUAAAUGAAUGCUGAUUCUUGCUGUCUAUCUAGAAAUUAUAAUUUUGGGAACAUAUGUGAAAAAAUGGGGGUAUACCUUGUUGGAUCUGGGUCCAUGUUUGGAUUUUUUUUUUAAAGUGCUCAUCUGCCAUGAUGGCUCAGAGACUAGAUUUUUAUUUUUUAUUUAUUUAUUUAUUUAUUUUUGUAGACUAAGAGAAGCUAUGCUUGGUCACUAUGAAUAGGCUAGAAUUUAGAAGUUUGUGGCCAAAAUAUUGUUGGAUUCUGCAAGACCCAGGUGCUGUUUGUGCACGUAUUGCUCUUGCAUUGAGAUGUCGGGGCUGGGUUUUGCUGGCCAACUAGAAGCGGCUACAGGGCAUGAGUUGUCUGUUUUGAUGAUACAAUUUGGGGCCAACCCAAAACACUGUUUCACUGGGCUCCAGAUGCCAAAUAUUAUGUGUCCUUGCCAUGGUACUGAAUAGGGAAUACACUGGAUUCUGCAGUAGAAUUAGGACAGCUGCAUGUCUUUAGUUAGUUAGUUAGAAUUUGGGGGAUUUAAAUUUAAAAAAAAGAAAGAGAAAGAAAGAACAACAAAAGAAAAACUAGGUGGAUCCAGGUGCUGGAUAUCUGUUUUUUGUUGUGCUGCCGUGCCAGUUCACAACAGUCUGAGUUUUGGGGGGGCAUUAAGAAGCUGCAACAUUUUUUUCUUUAUUUAGACAGCAGAUCUAGAUGGGUUAUUAAUUAAUUAAUUAAUUUAUUUAUUAGUGUUAAUUUAAGUAGGAGCCUAAUACUAGAACUCUAUUUCUGUGACACAGUUUGGGGCUUUUCGAGGUAAAAAAUUGGCAGGUUGCAGGACAAAUCCAACACGAUCCAGGUACAUCCAGCUUUUACGUCUUUCCUUCUCUCUUUCACUUGUGUGGGGUUUGUAGUUUGACUGUUUCCUGGUCUCACAGAAAGAGGCAGUGCUGAGCACAGAAAGACAAAAAUAGACCUUUACAGAGAAAUAUAGGGAUUGUGUGUGGAGGGGAGGGAGAGAGGAGAGCAGCGUUAGGCUGGUUUCCAGAAGGAGCUCUUCUCGCUUUCGUUGUGUGUUAGACAUUUUUGUACAGAUUUUUUUCUUCAUCUUAAAAACGUUUUCUCUCUCCCGGCUGCUGCUUGUACCUCUUUGGGGGAGAAAAAUCAAACUGUGUUUGAUCAGAAAGCGACCAGAGACCAUUUUAUUUGAGCGACCGGAGGAAGAAAGAGAAGAGAAACCGUCGCAGGGAUAUAAAUACCUAUCAUCUCUUACAUAUUUCCUGUAAAUAAAUCUCUAUAGAAAGAGCACAAUUUGACAUCCAUCCUAAGCGGCAGCAAUGGGGUGUUUGGGCAACAGCAAAACAGAGGAUCAGCGUAUCGAUGAGAAAGCGCAGCGAGAAGCCAACAAAAAAAUAGAGAAGCAGUUGCAGAAAGAGAGACUGGCUUAUAAAGCCACACAUCGUUUGCUUCUGCUGGGAGCUGGUGAGUCAGGAAAAAGCACGAUUGUGAAACAAAUGAGGAUCCUGCAUGUCAAUGGAUUUAAUUCAGAAGAAAAGAAACAGAAAAUACUGGAUAUUCGGAAAAAUGUUAAAGAUGCGAUUGUGACUAUAGUUUCAGCAAUGGGCACUUUAAUACCCCCAGUUCCACUGGCCAAUCCAGAAAACCAAUUUCGAAUGGACUACAUCAAGAGUAUAGCUCCACUUUCUGAUUUUGACUAUACACAGGAAUUCUUUGAACAUGCAAAAAAGCUCUGGGAUGAUGAAGGAGUAAAGGCAUGCUUCGAGAGGUCAAACGAAUACCAACUGAUUGACUGUGCACAGUACUUUCUGGAAAGAAUUGACAGUGUCAGCCUGGUUGACUAUACACCCACAGACCAGGAUCUAUUAAGAUGCAGAGUUUUGACAUCAGGGAUUUUUGAAACAAGAUUUCAAGUAGAUAAAGUAAAUUUUCACAUGUUUGAUGUAGGUGGCCAGAGAGAUGAAAGAAGAAAAUGGAUCCAAUGUUUUAAUGAUGUCACUGCUAUAAUCUUUGUUGUGGCCUGUAGCAGCUACAACAUGGUAAUAAGGGAAGACAAUAACACAAACAGACUACGGGAAUCCCUGGAUCUCUUCAAAAGCAUCUGGAACAAUAGGUGGUUACGGACCAUUUCUAUCAUUUUGUUCUUGAACAAACAGGAUAUGCUAGCUGAAAAGGUCUUGGCAGGGAAAUCAAAAAUUGAAGAUUACUUUCCUGAAUAUGUGCGUUACACUGUACCUGAUGAUGCAACACCAGAUGCUGGAGAAGAUCCCAAAGUCACAAGAGCCAAGUUCUUUAUCCGGGAUGAGUUUUUAAGGAUAAGUACAGCAAGUGGAGAUGGCAGGCAUUACUGCUACCCACAUUUCACAUGUGCAGUGGACACAGAAAACAUACGCAGAGUGUUCAACGAUUGUCGAGACAUCAUUCAGAGAAUGCAUCUUCGCCAGUAUGAACUCUUGUGAUUGGGAUCACCGUGGAGCCUGUGGUUUUAAAUACUUAGCUCCUUCCUCUCUCUCUCUCUCUCUAUACUAUGCCACACAGGGUGGAAGAAAAUACUACAGAAAUGUCAGUCUUUUCAGGUUGUUUACCUUAAUUAUUUCGCCUUUGAGCUGAUUUGCAGCAAGUUUGGGUUUCUUUUCUGCCAUGCUUUUUGGGACUAUUUGUGUGCUUUAUUUUGAUAUGCCACUUCUUUGUCAUUCCACUAAGCCCUUUGGCUACCUCUGUUGCUUUAGGGGUGUUUUUUGGGUUUUAUUUUUGCUAAUUGAACAUAACCUGCUAAAUUUUUUCCAGCAGGUUAUGUUAGUUCAAACUAGUAUGUCAGCUGGAUGACACUAAAGUCAUACCUAUCCUUGUGUGGGUCCCUUUUUUAACAUGAUAUUAAGAGUACUUGAUGGUUGAAAAAAGAAUAAUGCACUUUGUAUCAGGUUAUUAAAUACUGUUGAGGAAGUAUACACACAAUGUAGCAGCACCACAAUAUUUAUUACUCUGUCACAGUUUUUAGCAUUACUGAGUUGCAGGUCAACUGAUAAAGUGACCUCCUCUUUUAAGCCGUUACUGGCACAGGAAGUAGAGUAGAUAAUGAGAGGCAUGGUGAAGAUAAGCAAUUUUUCUGGGGUUUUGGGGCUAAGUGCCUCUACACACCUCAGGCAUUUGAAUUACAGCUACUUUUUCAGCCUGUUGCAUCUAGGCAGAAAAUGUACCACCCUCACUUAUGUUAUUUGUGCUGUCCACAAAUGAUCCGUUUAGUUUAGAUCAUUCUUGGACAACAGUCCUCUCCCUAUAUAUAUAUUUUUUUUGUUUUACUGCUGGUUUAUUAUAUUGUACAGACUGUAAAAUGUAAUAUUAUUUUGUACAACUUUAUUGAAGAAAAAUACUUGUAGAAGAUCUUUGUGCCUUGAUUAUGGCUGUACCUGUAAAAUGAGCUAAGAUGUAAGUAUGUUUUUGAUUGCGCUGUACAGCUUGAUGUCAACCUUACCUGCAGCAGUGACUGGGGGUAAGAACUUUAUCUGUAGAAUUUAGGGAUUUUUUUCUGGUUUAUAUAAAAACAAUGCUCUUUAGUAUAAAAAAUAUAAAUUAUGCAAAUUAACCACUUACCUUUUCAAGUAAGGUAUUACAGUCACCGGAUGUUGCAGCAACAUGCCUUUCUCUUUUGAAAUCUCAGCUUUAAAACAUUGGAAUUCAUUCAAGUGUCCAAAUUGCAACCUGGUGUUGUUUUAAUGGGAAUCAAGGAUUUUUUUUU
This is a messenger RNA of Mauremys reevesii (Reeves's turtle), 4588 nucleotides long. It is a transcript of the gene GNAL, whose product is annotated as G protein subunit alpha L. The record is from RefSeq and is a predicted model, not a curated record. The transcript has 12 exons. Gene Ontology annotation, molecular function: G-protein beta/gamma-subunit complex binding; GTPase activity; GTP binding. Gene Ontology annotation, biological process: adenylate cyclase-modulating G protein-coupled receptor signaling pathway. The coding region runs from base 2172 to 3311 and encodes 379 amino acids. Gene Ontology annotation, cellular component: heterotrimeric G-protein complex. Lineage: Eukaryota; Metazoa; Chordata; Testudines; Geoemydidae.